AUGCUUGUGAAAAGAAGAGAUAAGAUAGAAUUAGAACUUCCAAACUUAGAAAAUUCUAAUAAACUUGAAGGUAAUGCACUGGCUGUUUCUAAUUUUAAAAAAAGAGAACUUGAAAAAUUGCAGGAAGAUCUUGAAGCUUAUUCCAAGAAACAAAGGACAAGCAUGCUAGAUAUCACUAAUGGUUUUGAUGUUACAUAUGAAAUGACAGAUGCAAAUAAACUAUUCAAAAAACUUUUAGAAAAUGGGAAUGUGAAAUUAUUGGAAGAGAUUCGAGUUUUUGAGAUCAAAGAAUCAACUACAGCUGUUGGUAACCAGCAAGGCAUUGAAUUUGAACUUGAAGAUCAUUCUCUACCAGCUCCACGAGAGGAUCUUCAAUGUUUCAUUAAGGUUCAAAUAGAAGUGAAAAAGAAAAUUAGCACAAAGCCUCAAGGAAAUUCCAGAGGAUGUGGUCAACUUUGUCAAUAUGCACCUUUUUCCUCAACAAAAUUGUCAUGUUUUGUUAACCUUGCUUCAGUACCAACAGAUGCAGUAUAUUUACAAGAGAUAGUUCCUUCCAAAAUGCCAGAUAUUUUCAAAGACAUGGUUAAUUAUAUAGAUCUGCUUUGUUUUUCUCAUAAUAUAUCAAUAGAACAAUGUCAUAUAUCUUUCUGUGGGAUUGAUCAAAGUGAAUUAAAUUUAAAGAACAUCAAUUUUAUUCAACAAACUAAAAAAACUUUAAUUCUUGUUGCAACAAUUGAUCACACAAUUGAUCACACAAUUGCUAAUGGAAAAGAAGUGAUUGUUAAAAUUGGAAAAGUCCAUUUGAUUGAAAAUGAAUAUUUGAUACAUAAACAAGUUGAUGAUCUGGACUGUGUAAGACAUGCUAUAGGCAAAAUCACAAUUGAUUGUGGAUCUGUAGAAAUAUGUAAAAAAUCACCACGUCAAAAAUAUUUAUAA
Entrophospora sp. SA101 is the source of this 936-nucleotide messenger RNA. The record is from the annotation of a GenBank genome assembly. NCBI's taxonomy places the organism in Eukaryota, Fungi, Glomeromycota, Glomeromycetes, Entrophosporales, Entrophosporaceae.